AUGGAUGCUAACGCCCACCCGGCUCUUCUGAAGAGGCAGCAAGUAAACGAGAAUAUCCUGCAGAUGAUGCAGGAGUUAACUGAGGCGCUUCUUCAGCAGAGGAAUAGCUUUCUGCGGGAGCGGGAGGGGCUUGAGAACCGGAUAGUGGCCCUGGAAACGGAAAACGAGGUGCUGAGGAAGAGCGUAGACACUCACCUUGUUGUCAUAGAUGAUCUGAAGUUCGAGAUAGAAACUCUUCGUGCCAAGCCGGUAGUAGCUCCAACCCCGCCUACAAGGACUCCGCAGCGACCGCCCCUUCCACCCACAGAUACUACUGCCCUUGCGAAGCAAGCAGUGGACGGCCUCAAUGCCAUGGAGUCGUCUCUGACGGCGGACCCGGAACUCGCCGCCCUGAUCAAGGCCUACCGGUCCCGGAAUAAUAUACAAUGA
Messenger RNA from Giardia duodenalis, 429 nucleotides. RefSeq lists its product as uncharacterized. The record is from RefSeq and is a predicted model, not a curated record. NCBI's taxonomy places the organism in Eukaryota, Fornicata, Diplomonadida, Hexamitidae. The transcript has a single exon. Bases 1 to 429 code for a protein of 142 amino acids.